Colletotrichum abscissum is the source of this 150-nucleotide messenger RNA. RefSeq lists its product as uncharacterized. Lineage: Eukaryota; Fungi; Ascomycota; Sordariomycetes; Glomerellales; Glomerellaceae. The record is from RefSeq and is a predicted model, not a curated record. The transcript is spliced from 2 exons. Bases 1 to 150 code for a protein of 49 amino acids.
AUGCGAUCCUCUCUGUAUCAGACAGGCAAGUGGCUACAAAAUAGCAGCAAGAGCAAUUACGAUUGGCUUCACGGUUCUCCCUCCGAGACUAAGGAGCCUUGGGUGAACUGGAUGGAACUCUUUGACAUCUACAGCGAACAAGUUGACUAG